UCAGUUUCAUUUUCCGUUCUACCGACUGAGAAGUGAGAGCUAGACAUCGCGGCAGAAAAAGUAGUAGUUCAGUCUUUACUUGGCUGCGAUUUUACUUUACACGAAUUAAACAUAUAAACUACACGUCUUACAUUGAGGUCGAUUAGAGGAAGUGUGUGUUGUAUGCGGACAGGACGGCAGCAACACCACCCGAGAAGGUGUAAUUAUGGCCUCUGAAGUUACAUCGAGAGUCGAGUUGAAAGAGGCGGAGGAACUGGCGCUGUCUCUGAGUGAAGCCCUCAACAGCGGGGACGAACAGGAAGCGGUCCAACUGUGCCAGAGACUGUCACAACUGUCAGUUCCAGUGUGUGUCACGGUCCACAGUCAGGCCUACCCUCAGGACUCCAUAAGGUUGCGGGUUGGAGUGGAGGAUGCUCAGUCAGAUGCCUACAUCCCAGUGACUGUUGUGGUUUCUUGUGACAUGACAAUUGCACAACUUAAAGACAAGAUCAGCCAUGACUUUGGGUUCCUCCCCUCGCUGCAGCGUUGGGUGAUCGGGAAGCGGUUGGCCAAUGAUCGGGAGACGUUGUACAGCCACGGUAUCCGUCAGGACGGAGACCAGGCUUUCCUGUUCAUCCUCUCCGCCGAAGCUGCUCAUCUCACACGGCAGCAAUAUAAGCAGGACCAGGAGCAACAACGCAUAGAGGGCAUCGUGGAGUCAAUGCAACUUUUUCCCAGAGGGCUGGGCGGAGGUGGUGGUGAGAAGACUGCUCCUCCUCCAGAGACUCAACAUAUUCCUCCUCCUCCUCGUCCUAAACCUGCCGUGCCUCCUAAACCUCAGUUGGGCUGGGCCUGCGCUAUGUGUACGUUCUUGAACAAACCAACGCGUCCUGGCUGUGAGAUGUGUGGGGGGGACCGGCCAGAGGAUUACCAGGUGCCUGACAUCUACAAGCCAGACCAGGAGGAGGUUCUUCGAAUUCAGCAGGAACAACUGGCCAUGUUGCAGUACGAAGAGGCUCAGAAAGAGGAACGGGAGAGGAACUUCCUGCACUUGUUGGCAACAGAAGACCAAAACCUUAUCUCCAACACCACAGAGACGGACUGUCCCAUCUGCUUCUCUCCCCUGGAGCCGGAAGAGGGCAUUGUGCUCAGAGAGUGUCUACACACCUUCUGCAGGGAGUGUCUAAAAGGGACAAUAGUGAACAGUCAAGAUGCUGAGGUGUCCUGUCCUGAGAAAUGUGACAGCAAGCUACUGGAUCGAGAGAUCAAAGCGCUGCUCACAGAAGAGGAGCACCAGCGGUUUCUAGAGUUGUGUCUGAACAUUGCAGAAAGCCGCUCAGACCACAGCUUCCACUGUAAGACCCCCAACUGUCGAGGGUGGUGCAUCUACGAGGACGAAGUUAAUGAGUUCCACUGUGAACUCUGCAAUGAAACCAAUUGCAUUCUCUGCAGGGCCAUCCAUAAUGGCAUGAAUUGCAAGGACUACCAGGAUGACCUGCGCAUCCGAGCAGAGAACGACCAGGCGGCUCAGCAAACUAAGCAGAUGCUAGAGAGCAUGCUACAGAAUGGAGAGGCCAUGAAAUGUCCACGGUGUGACAUCAUCGUCCAGAAAAAAGAUGGCUGUGAUUGGAUCUGCUGUUUGAUGUGCAAGACAGAAAUCUGCUGGGUCACCAAACAAGCUCGCUGGGGGCCAAAUGGCAGUGGCGACACAUCUGGGGGCUGCAGAUGCAGAGUCAAUCAUCAACCUUGCCAUCCCAACUGCCAAAAUUGCCACUGAGGGAAGCACACUAAUGAACACACUGCUGCAAUCACAUGCAACAUCUGAUGAAACGCAGACCUUAGCCAAUGCUUGGGCCGUUAAUGCUUUCAAUGCUCUGUGUUCUUCACUUACUUUUAGCCUUGUUUUUAAUGGUAUAGUGACAAGCCACUGUACUUUGUUUGUGCAGUAGCAAUGUUGCAAUAUGAAUGCUAUACACAAAGCUAUGCAAACUGCCAGCGCUAUCUACUACAUCUCCACAGCUGAGGAUACUAUCUUGUCAAAAGUUGUGUGUGUGGAAAAAAAAAAGAGCUUUACUGGGAUCUUCUGCUAUAAAACUUUGCUGUCAGGAAUUAAUGCUUAGUAUACAUUUGACCGCCAGCUACUGCUUUCAUCACAAGUUUGAUGAGCCAGCAAUCCUAUUGCGUGAGCUUGAGUUUAAUUCAAAACUCGAUCGGAUAAACACACCAAAAUAUCCUUUCAAUCUUUUUAAACAAAAAUGCAAAAAAAGGCUUAUACUCAAAUACAGUAUAUAAAUAUGCUACCCCACAGCUAACAACUACAUAAAUAUUGUAUUCUUGUUUCUUUCCUGUGUUAUGGCUACAACUAAUUAACUACAACUAACAAUAAGAUUAAUUUACGAUUCGAUUUUUAUUUUUAACAACUCUAGUCAAUAUAACACAGGAACUACCAGUGAGUGUUACGAUUGCUGGAUAUUUUCCUGGAAGUGAUAUCUUCUUAAGUAAACUGACCAAAAUGUUUUUUGAAGUUGUAACCACUGUAUGUUUGCGGACUAAAAUAUUGAUUUAUUAUCAGUACUAUAAAAGCAAUAGAUUUUCUUUCAGUCGUCUAAUCAGGCUGUGGUGAAGGAUGUUUACGAUGAAUGAUUGUGUUCAUAAAGGAAAACAAGCUGCUCUGGAGCACUUUUCUCCAUAUUGCCUAAGUAAUGCUGUAUUUUGUGUCUUGUAUUCAGGACUAACUGUAGUUCUUCCCUCUUCUCAUUCUUCAAGAACUACAGUAAUGAAUGUGCUUUUACAUAUAAAAUAUAUUUUGUUUAUGUCCGGUA
Molecule: messenger RNA, 2801 nt
Organism: Perca flavescens (yellow perch)
Lineage: Eukaryota; Metazoa; Chordata; Actinopteri; Perciformes; Percidae
Gene: rbck1
Product: RanBP-type and C3HC4-type zinc finger containing 1
Exons: 13
Coding region: 206-1756 (516 amino acids)
Biological process (GO): protein linear polyubiquitination; proteasome-mediated ubiquitin-dependent protein catabolic process; positive regulation of canonical NF-kappaB signal transduction
Cellular component (GO): LUBAC complex
Molecular function (GO): ubiquitin binding; ubiquitin-protein transferase activity
Source: RefSeq, a predicted model, not a curated record